This is a messenger RNA of Drosophila hydei, 7582 nucleotides long. It is a transcript of the gene FASN3, whose product is annotated as fatty acid synthase. The coding region runs from base 145 to 7344 and encodes 2399 amino acids. Lineage: Eukaryota; Metazoa; Arthropoda; Insecta; Diptera; Drosophilidae. Gene Ontology annotation, biological process: fatty acid biosynthetic process. Gene Ontology annotation, molecular function: oxidoreductase activity; fatty acid synthase activity; phosphopantetheine binding. The transcript has 10 exons. The record is from RefSeq and is a predicted model, not a curated record.
GACACACACUCUCGCUGGAUUACGCAAGCCUUCGACGUAUUGUGAUUUAUAAUAGUGUUAAAGUGAAAAUAAUUCCCAAAGGACAAUCGAACAAUUAAAUAUAUUAUCCCUUUACUCAUAUCAAGUGCUUAAAAACUCAGUGCAAUGGCGUCCGAAAUGUUGUUGAAAAAGAACAAAAAAUUCUCCAGAUCUUAUCCUGAUUCGGAUGGGGAUGAUAUUGUUAUUUCUGGCAUGGCCGGCAAAUUUCCCAACUCGAAAAAUAUAUCGGAAUACGAAUACAAUCUUUAUAACAAGGUUGAUAUGGUGGAUGACGAUGAGCGUCGUUGGCGUCACUUCAAUCCAGAGAUUCCGAAGCGUUCCGGUAAAAUUAGCGAAAUCGAGAAGUUCGAUGCGACGUUCUUCGGAGUGCACUUUAAGCAGGCGCAUACCAUGGAUCCGCAAACACGCAUCCUGAUUGAGACGGCAUACGAAGCGGUCAUCGACGCGGGUAUCAAUCCGAAGACUCUGCGCGGUACUAAGACGGGCGUCUAUGUGGGCUCCUGUAUAUCCGAGUCGGAGAAAACCUGGUUCUAUGAGAAGGUCUCAUCGGGUGGCUUCGGCAUCACCGGCUGCAGUCGCGCUAUGAUGGCGAAUCGAAUUUCCUACUGCUUAGGACUGGAGGGUCCAUCGUUUUUGCUGGACACAGCUUGCUCCAGUUCAAUGUAUGCUUUGGAUAAUGCAUUCAGUGCCCUUCGUAAUGGUGAAAUUGACGCCGCAAUUAUUGGUGGCUCGAAUCUGUUGCUGCAUCCCUUUGUAACAAUCCAGUUUGCUCGACUUGGUGUUUUGUCUCCGGAUGGUUUCUGUCGUCCUUUCGACAAGGACGCUAGUGGUUAUACCCGCUCUGAGACAAUUAACUGCAUGUUUCUGCAAAGGAAGCGAGAUGCGAAGCGCGUCUACGCAAGUGUCAUUUACUCGAAAACCAACUGUGAUGGAUACAAGCCAGAGGGCAUUACCUACCCAUCGGGCAAGGUUCAACAGAAGUUGUUGGAAGAGUUCUACAAGGAAAUUGAUCUGACGCCCAAUGACUUGGGCUAUUUGGAAGCGCAUAGUACUGGCACCGUUGUGGGCGAUCCAGAGGAGUGCAAGGCAAUCGAUAGUGUGCUCUGUAGCCAACGCAAGGAACCACUGCUAGUGGGCUCUGUAAAGUCUAAUAUUGGGCACUCAGAGCCUGCCUCUGGCAUCUGUUCGCUAGUUAAGGCCUGUUUCGCUUUUGAAACCGGUUUGAUUGCACCCAAUAUCAACUUUACCGAAGUGAAGCCUACAAUUACAGCGCUUGCGGAAGGACGUCUGAUUGUGGUUAAGGACCCAACUCCGCUGCCCAAGCCAUAUAUCGGAAUUAACUCCUUUGGCUUUGGUGGCGCCAAUGCCCAUGCCAUCUUGAAAGCAUAUCCAAAGCCAAAGGUUAACUUCGGCAUACCAGAAGAUGAUCUGCCCCGAGUUCUGACAUGGGCCGGUCGAACCGAAGAAGCUGUCCAUGAGAUUUUCAACGCAAUCGAAAAGAAACCUUUAGAUGCCGAAUUUAUUGGUCUUUUGCAAAAUAUUCAGGAGGAAGAUGUGUCCGGAAUGGUGUUCCGAGGUUACGGCAUAUUUGCGAAUAAUGGCUUGGAGCCCACCAAGGCCUUGGCCAAGGAUGUGCAACAUUACACUGGCCUUAAGCGACCCAUCGUCUGGGUAUUCAGCGGCAUGGGCUCGCAAUGGAACGAGAUGGGCUCGUCGCUAAUGAUAAUUCCCCGUUUCCGACAGUCCAUUGAGGUCUGCCACAAGACUUUAGUGCCGAAAGGAAUUGAUCUCAUUGAUAUACUCACAUCGAAUGAUCCAGCCGUUUAUAAGAAUAUCUUACAUUCCUUCGUCGGCAUUGCUGCGGUGCAAAUUGGUCUUACAGAUGUUUUGCGCUCACUUAAUCUGGAGCCAGAUUACAUAAUUGGUCACUCCGUCGGAGAACUGGGUUGUGGCUAUGCAGAUGGCGGCUUGACGGCUGAGCAAAUGAUUCUCGCUGCCUAUUAUCGUGGACGAGUCAGCGUGGAUACUGACAAAAUCCGAGGUGCUAUGGCCGCUGUUGGCAUUGGCUACAAGAAGAUCAAGAGCAUGCUGCCCGAAACCAUUGAAGUGGCCUGCCACAAUAGCUCCGACUCCUGCACCAUCUCUGGGCCAAUCGAUGACGUUAGUCGAUUUGUGGAUGAAUUGAAAUCGAAAGACAUCUUCGCCAAGGAAGUGCCCUGCUCGAACAUAGCCUACCAUUCCAGAUAUAUCACGCUCAUGGGUCCCCCAUUGCUCAACUACAUGAAGGAAACAAUACCACACUCGAAGGCUAGAACAGAAAAGUGGCUGAGCACCAGUGUGCCGAAGAGCGACUGGGAGCAGCCUGAACAUCAGCUAUGCUCAGCCGAAUACCACACAAACAACCUAUUGAGCAGUGUACUCUUCGAGGAGACUUUCGCGCAGCUGCCAAAUAAUGCGUUGACUAUCGAAAUAGCUCCUCACGGCUUGCUUGGCGCAAUUCUUAAGCGAUCUAUGCCAAAUGGUAUUCAUAUUCCGCUGACGAAUCGAGGAAACAAGAACAAUGCGCUCUUCUUCAUGACUGCGCUUGGCAAACUAUAUCAAAACGGACUUAUGGUACCAGUUGCCAAUCUAUAUCCCAAAAUUGAGUUCCCCGUCUCUCGCUCCACGCCGAGCAUUAGCUCAUUGAUCCGUUGGGAUCACAGUGAAGAUUGGUUUGUCACCAAAUAUGAAAAUAUGAAGACCAAAUCAAGUGGGGAACGUGUCUUCCCCAUCAACCUGGCCAGCGAUAAUGAGGAAUUCAUGAGCGGACAUGUCAUAGAUGGUAAAAUUCUUGUCCCAGCAACAUGCUAUUUGCAGUACGUUUGGGAGACCUUCUCACUUAUGUAUCAUGGACCAAGCUAUAUGGACGUGCCAGUUGAAUUCGAAGAAGUUCAAUUCCUCAGAGCCACAAAUAUGUCGCUUAACGGAGAGGUCGAGCUAAAUGUCAUGAUUCACUAUGGCACAGGUCACUUUGAGAUAACUGAAGGUGGUGCCUUAGUGGUUACCGGCAAAAUCAGAGAGAUUGAAAAUCCCACCAUACCGGAAGUCUAUCAUUUCGAAAAGGAAUCCCAAUUUCCGAUGGUGUCUAAGAAAGAUUUUUACAAGGAACUUAAGCUGCGUGGAUACCACUACAAUGGAGCGUUCCGAGCGGUAAAGAGCGCACGUUCCGAUGGACAAUAUGGUCAAGUCGAAUGGAACUACAACUGGGUGACAUUCAUGGAUGCAAUGCUACAAAUUCAUAUAUUGGGCACAGACUCACGCUCCCUUUUACUGCCAACGAAAAUCCGUAAGCUACGUAUCAAUGGCGUCCAUCAUUUCGAUUUGAUGACGAAAAUGGAUCCUGAGAAUCGCGUAUUUGAUGUCUAUGUGGAUCAUAAAUUUGACCGCGUUGUAGCGGGAGGCAUUGAGCUGAUUGGACUUCAUGCAAGUCCAGUGCAAAGGCGCAGACCUCCCGGCAUUCCAGUUUUAGAGAAAUACGAAUUCGUGCCCUAUUUGCCAGCUCCAGAAGUGAGCCUGUCGAAUGCAGUCCGCAUUUGCGUACAACUUGCCCUGGAGAACGUUCCCACAUUAAAGAUGAAACUGGUCGAAGUCGAUACUGAUGGUAGAGAAACUGUUUUGGAUAAGUUCAUCGACGCUAUCGAAGAUCUGCCCGUCGUCACUGGAGAGUAUAUGUACUUGACGGGUAGAAAAAUUGAGGAAAUACCUGGCAUACAUGUAGAAAAUGGAAAGUUGUCUACUCUAACCAAUUACCACUUCGUGGUGGGUGGUGGCAUUUGCGGAGAACUCAACGAAGACGUGAUUACCAAUGCGCAGAAGGUGCUCGUAGACAACGGCUACCUUUUGAUCAGAGAGCGACCCACAACGAACAUAAGUAGCUUAAAACUACCAGAACAAUUCCAUUUGAUUACGGUUAUUCCGAUUGACAACAGCGAGGAAGUUUUCCUACUACUGCAAAAGAUUUCUAAGAAAUUGCACAUGGAACCGACUGUCGUUAAGGUCUCGGAGAACGACUCGACCUUUGAUUGGAUUACUCAGGUGCAGGCCGCAAUCAGCAUCAAGAGUACUGUCGUUAUGUACGCUUUUAAGGAAGAGCUGAAUGGUCUGAUCGGCUUGGUCAAUUGUUUAAGAAAGGAGCCCGAUGGCAAUCUAGUCACCUGUUUCUUCAUUGAUGAUCCAAACGCACCUGAAUUCGAUCUAGCAAAUCCAUUCUAUGCAACCCAAUUUGCGCAGGGCCUUGCCUUCAACAUCUAUCGUCACGGUGCUUGGGGCAGUCUGCGACAUCUCCAUCUGCCUGUGAAUGAUGAGGCGAAGCCUAGAGUGGAUCACAUUUAUGGAAACGUGAUGCAGCGCGGAGACUUGUCAUCAUUGCGCUGGUUUGAAGGUCCCCUUGAGCCCGAGGAUUGCACAAUCAAAAUUACGUACUCAUCGCUGAACUUCAGAGACGUAAUGCUUGCCACGGGUCGCCUAGCUGUUGAGUUAUAUGGCUCGAGCCGCAUCGAUCAAAAUUGUGUCCUGGGCUUUGAGUACUCCGGCAUCAAUAUGAAGACCGGUCGUCGGAUUAUGAGCAUGGUAGUGAAGGGGGGUGUUGGAUCGUAUGUGGAGAAACCCUCCAAGCUUAUCUGGGACAUUCCCGAUCACUGGAGCUUGCAGGAAGCCGCUACGGUACCAGUUGUCUAUAUUACAGUCUACUAUGCCUUCUUCAUGGCCACCGAUAUCCGCAAGGGCAAGAGCAUACUUAUACACGCUGGCACUGGCGGCAUUGGCUUGGCGGCCAUUCGAGUGGCUUUGGCCUAUAAUUUGAACGUGUUCACCACGUGCAGCACACCUCAGAAGAAAAAGUUCUUAUUGGAGACAUUCCCGCAGCUAAAAGAAUCUCAAAUUGGAAACUCCCGCGAUACGUCCUUCGAGCUAAUGGUGCAGCGUGAAACUGAUGGCAAGGGUGUUGACUUUGUUUUGAAUUCUUUGUCGGAGGAUAAGCUGCUGGCAUCUGUGCGCUGUCUUGGAAUGUCGGGACACUUCCUGGAGAUUGGCAAGUUCGAUAUGGCCAAUGACACUAAGCUGGGCUUAAGCUGUUUCCUAAAAGAACUCACAUUCCAUGCUGUGUUGGCUGACAACCUGUUGGUGGCUUCGGAUGAGGAUAUUUGGCACUUGAAGAAACUAAUUGAUAUGGAUAUUGCCAGCGGCAUUGUACAGCCCUUGCCAGUGACAGUGUUUCCGGCGCACGAGCUCGAGCAGGCCUUCAGGCAUCUGAUUGGCGGCAAGCAUAUUGGCAAAGUCAUAAUUAAAGUACGUGACAGCCCAGAAGCAGCCGAAACGUUGCCGGUGCGUGUCCUUAGCCAAGUGUACUUUAAGCCGCAUAUGAGCUAUGUCAUACCCGGAGGCUUGGGUGGAUUUGGGCUGGAACUAGCCGAUUGGAUGGCCCUGCGUGGCGCCCGCAAGCUGGUGCUUAGCUCCAGCCGUGGCAUCACCAAAGACUAUCAAUCCUAUCGCAUUGCACUGUGGAAGACUUACGGCUGCGAAACUCUCGUUAACACUGCCGACAUAUCAACAAUUGAGGGCUGCCGCAAUCUGCUGCUGGAGGCGGCCAAACUGGGUCCAGUUGGAGGCAUUUUCAAUCUGGCUGUGGCACUGCGGGACGGCAUCUUUGCCAACCAGAACAUGGAGCAAUUCGUGCAGAGCUUCUCUCCAAAGGCUAUUGCCACCAAGCAUUUGGAUCUACUGUCUCGCAUUCUCUGUCCAGACCUAGAGCACUUUGUGGUAUUCUCGAGCGUGUCGUGCGGUCGAGGAAAUGCCGGACAAACCAAUUAUGGUAUGGCCAAUUCAAUCAUGGAACGCAUCAUCGAAAUCCGUCACAGGGAUGGACUUCCUGCAAAGGCCAUUCAAUGGGGUGCUGUGGGCGAGGUGGGCCUUGUCGCUGACAUGGCUGAGGAUAAAAUUGAUAUGGAAAUUGGUGGAACGCUGCAGCAAAGAAUCUCGUCGUGCCUACAGGAGUUGGAUACAUUGUUCAAUGCAAAGUCACCCAUUGUUGCCAGCAUGGUGGUGGCCGAGAAACGUUCGGGACGUUCCGGAAAUGAAAGUAUUAUCGAUACGGUAAUGAACAUCAUGGGCAUACGUGACCUGAAGUCCGUCUCCCUGGGCACAACCCUUUCCGAGAUGGGCAUGGACUCGCUGAUGGCUGUUGAAAUUAAGCAAACACUCGAGCGUGACUUUGAGCUCGUAUUAACGCCACAGGAUCUCCGUUCACUCACCUUCCAAAAGCUGCAGGAGUUCAUGGAAGCCAGGGAGAAGGAUAAUACGGAUGCCGUCAAAAUGAUUUUUGCUUCCGAAGGCCAAGUCAUAGGCAUGGACUUGAUGCUGCGCAACCUGGGCGAUGAGUCCCACUGUGACCAAGUAAUGUAUGCUCUGAAAACCCAUGCUCCGCCUUCAAAGCAAAGUAUCCCACCCAAUAUCAUAAUUCCCGGCCUGGAGGGUACAGCAGGCCAGGCCUGGUAUAAUAUAGGCGCCAGCUUGAACAGCAGGGCCAACGUGCUACAGCUCCAUCAAUUUGCUAAAGCUGAGACUGUCAGUGCUGUAGGUAACCUGGCACUGGAGCACGUGAAGGCACUUCUGAAGCCCGCAGAUCCAUUUUACCUGAUUGGCUACUCUUAUGGCUCCUAUGUGGCACUACAACUAGCCGCCUUGCUGGAGAAUUUGGGUUUCCGUGGACACGUCCUGCUGAUUGAUGGCGCCCCACACUUCCUAACAAGGCUAACGAAGCUCCACUUGGGCGCAGAUUACACCGACAAUGAUCUAUACGACUUGCUCUUCUCAAAAAUAGUCAGUCAAAUAUUCCCGGAUGAAACCAACGAGUCCGCUGCACUAAUGUUCAACAAGCUCGAUACUCUCAAAGAGAAAAUGGAGCUGCUAAUGGAGUUUGCGGACAAACAGAAACUGUACAGCAAAGAAUACUGCCGCGUUAUAGUCGAGGCCAUGUUCCACAGGGUUAAGAUGGCCGCCCAGUUCGACGUGGACAGCAUAAAGGACUUGAAGUCGCCGAUUACUUUAGUACGGCCCGCAGAGGUCUCUCUGCAGGACAUAGAGGAAGACUAUUGCUUAUCCCAGCUGACAUCGGGCAAAGUCACACUCAAGGUGAUUGAGGGCAACCACACGACCAUGCUGGACAAUCCAGUGCUGCCACAGAUUAUAAACGGCUUUGACCCUGGUCUAUUGGACGACAAGAACUUUGAGGAAUAUAUCCGCGACGUUAAGCCAGUGACCGUGGCUUAAAAACUCUAUAACAUUAUAUCUUUUAUUAUUAUCUAGUUAUUUUCACUUUAACGCUUCAAAGCUUGCAUCACAUCUUAUUACUCUAAUAACAAUAAAACAUGUUUUCUUACAAAUUUAUGGCGUCUCACAUUUGAACAUGCUCUCGAGGGAGAUCUGCUAAUUUAGCCUAAUUGCUUAAUAUCAAUGCUGAUGAACAUUUUCGUGUGAACGCUCUGAACUGAUCUUCACUAACGAACCU